Arabidopsis arenosa is the source of this 795-nucleotide messenger RNA. Lineage: Eukaryota; Viridiplantae; Streptophyta; Magnoliopsida; Brassicales; Brassicaceae. The record is from the annotation of a GenBank genome assembly.
AUUCUAACAUCACAAAUAAAUGUUUACUCAAAAGAUUGUCUUCGAACCCUCUAAGAUUGCUGAGCUUAGACACAAGGCCGCUAGCGAAAGCGUCCCUGUACCUACACGUGUUGAAGCUGUCAUGUCACUUAUCUGGAGUUAUGCCAGAAAAGCCUCACGCUCUAACUUGGUAAUUCCAAGGCAAGCGGUGAUGUCGCAGGCCAUGGACUUGCGGCUUAGGAUUCCAUCUAAUGUUUUGCCACAAGACGCGAUUGGCAACCUACAAAUCGGAUUCUCUCUCAAGAAAGACGCGGAGAGCGAGUUUGAGAUCCCCGAAAUCGUGGCGGCAUUCAGGAAGACCAAAGAAGGAGUCAACGAGAUGAUCAAAGAGAGUGUCCAAAGCAAUAUAACUGGUCAGAGUUUGUUGAGUUUGAUGGCGGAAACUGUGUCAGAGUCACCGGACAUAGACAGAUACAUAAUGUCUAGCUGGUGCAGAAAGCCUUUCUACGAGGUUGACUUCGGAUCGGGUAGUCCGGUCUGGGUGGGAUUUGCGUCACAUACCAAUUACGACAACAUGGUGGGUGUAGUGCUGAUUGAUUCAAAAGAAGUUGAUGGUGUAGAAGCAUGGAUAAGCCUACCUGAGGAAGACAUGUCUUUGUUUGUCGAUGACCAAGAGUUGCUUGCUUAUGCUGUCCUAAAUCCCCCAGUCUUGACCUAAACAGGACUAGUACCAGUCGCACCUCAAUACACAAUCCAAGGUUGCUCCAUGCUGGAUUUUGCGUUUCGUUGUGAUCUGAAUAAAGUGAACAAUCAUUU